This is a messenger RNA of Abrus precatorius (Indian licorice), 821 nucleotides long. RefSeq lists its product as uncharacterized. NCBI's taxonomy places the organism in Eukaryota, Viridiplantae, Streptophyta, Magnoliopsida, Fabales, Fabaceae. The transcript has a single exon. The record is from RefSeq and is a predicted model, not a curated record. Bases 212 to 820 code for a protein of 202 amino acids.
UGCAUUUCCAACUUCAUUUUUUCAAUUUAUAAAAUACACUCACAUAUCCACUAUAUAUAUCAUAGCUGAGUGUCCCAACACCACAGAAAACAACUCAAACACAAACAAACCUCUUACUCAGCUUUAAUUACCCUCUCUCUUCUUCUCCAAAUACACAUAAUUAUAGUCUAUAGAAUAGAGACCUAUAAUCCUACUCUCCAUUAAUUUCUUAAUGGAUCUGUCCCAGAAACUUCCCUCCUUCAGUUGUGAACUGAAAAUAAUACAAGCUCAAAAAGUUGAGCCCAUCAGGCCCACAAAAAACUUAUUUGUCAGGUUAUAUCUUCCGGCAGGAAACAACAAAAGAAUUCAACUCAACACCAAAAAGGUUUCCUCCGUUAAAUCUGUUCCCUUUUGGAACGAGUCUUUCAGUCUAGAUUGUUCUUGUUCCCAAGAAUUCUUUGAAACCCUUAAGCAGGAAAGGCUAGUGUUGGAGCUAAGGCAAAACAAAGUGUUAAGGAGGAUUAUGGGGUCACAUGUGGUGGGUAGGGGUGAGAUUCCGUGGAGGACAAUUCUUGAAUCACCCAACAUGGAGUUCAAAGAUUGGGUGAAGAUGGAUUUGAUAAGUGGAAGUGAUUGUGAAGAUGCCACCUUAAGGGCACCACAAGUGGAAGUGGAGGUAAAAAUAGGAGUGGCUUUGGCUAUGGAGAAAGAGAACAGAAAGAGAUUGAUCAAGAAUAAGUGGGAGGAGUGUGGGUGCAAAGAUGGGCAUGAUCAUCAUGCAUGGUGCAGUGCUGAAGAUUAUGAUAUAUUUGCAUUAGGUGCAGCUUUGGAAGCUUUUUGAU